Molecule: messenger RNA, 2299 nt
Organism: Ictalurus furcatus (blue catfish)
Lineage: Eukaryota; Metazoa; Chordata; Actinopteri; Siluriformes; Ictaluridae
Gene: ficd
Product: FIC domain protein adenylyltransferase
Exons: 3
Coding region: 525-1874 (449 amino acids)
Molecular function (GO): protein binding
Source: RefSeq, a predicted model, not a curated record
GUUAUUGACUGCAUUAAGCACAGCCGACUUUUUUAUUUUCUUUUUUUAAUAAAUACUUUUUAAAAAAUAUGUGUGUGUGUGUGUGUGUACUAUAAAUAUCUAGGUCAUGCCAAGCAUUUAAUAUAAAAAAAAAAACAUAUUUAUUAAAUAAUUUAAUCUAUUAUUCAUAAAAGGCGUGUAUUUGAGCAUUUCGUAUCCAAUAGAACAGCAGAAUUGUUUUUAUCCAAUCAGAAAACCCUACGAUCGGGUCAACGUGUUGCUGUUUAGGCGCGCGCAAAACCUGGAAUCAGCCAAUCAUCGAGCACGUUCCACGUUCCAAAGCAUCAUUCAGAACCGCGUUGGAGUUCAAAGCUACGUCACAUUCCCGGAAGUGGACCAGCAGUGUUACAGACGUAGCUGAGGAUUAAACGAGUAGAAACUCACAGACUUUAUUCACAUUUUGCAGAAAAGCGUUGUUGUUUCCUUGAUGGAAAGGUAAGCAGAAUGCUGAACAUGAGGCUCGGUAAAGCAGGACAUCUAGACUGAUGGCAGCGAUAACGGUGUUGCGUCACGUCAGCGCUAGUCCUCUGCUAUGGGGCUGGGGGCCUGUUCUCUUCAUCCUGUUGAGCUCGGUGUUGGUCCUGCUGCUGCCUCUGGUGGGUGUGGAGGAGAAUUGUUGUGCCAAACUGAAAGGCAUCUCCCUCUUGCGCUGCCAUCUUUGGGGCAACACCCAUCGUGCUGUGGGGCACUCGACCAGCCUCACCGUACCCUACACUGCGCUUCAGCUACUACCUCAAAAGCCCAAGCCCAGCAAAGAAUCACAGUCGGAGGCAAAGGCAGCUCUUCAGCAGGCCCUGGAGAUGAAGAAACAGGGGAAAAAGGAGAAGGCGCACAAACUUCUCAUCCACGCGCUGAACAUGAACCCAGACUUUGUGGACGCCCUCACUGAGCUAGGCACCAUCCUAGAGGAGGAGAAGGACGUGGUCCAGGCCGACCACCUGUACAGCAAAGCGCUCGCCAUUUCACCCUGCCACCAGAGAGCGCUGGUGAGCCGUGAUCGCACACUACCCCUAGUGGAGGAAAUUGACCAGCGUCACUUUGGCAUCAUAGACGCCAAAGUGCAACGUCUUAUGGCCAUCCCAAAAGGCAAUUCUGCUCUUCGUCGGAUCCUGGAGGAGACUUAUUACCACCACAUUUACCAUACGGUGGCCAUCGAGGGCAACACGCUGACCCUGUCUGAGAUCCGGCACAUCAUUGAAACACGCUACGCCGUGCCGGGGAAGAGCCUGCACGAGCAGAACGAAGCUAUUGGUGUUGACGCUGCCAUGAAGUACAUCAACACCACGCUACUGUCGCGCCCUGGAGCCGUCACAGUCAACGAUAUCCUGGAGAUCCAUCGGCGAGUGCUGGGAUACACUGAUCCUGUGGAAGGGGGGCGAUUCAGAGCUAGCCAAGUGUUUGUAGGCCACCACAUUCCACCGCAUCCGAACGAUGUGGAGCGGCACAUGCAGGAGCUAGUACAAUGGCUUAAUUCAGAUGAAGCUCUGCACCUUCAUCCUGUGGAAUUUGCUGCUCUGGCGCACUACAAACUCGUCUACGUACACCCAUUCGUAGAUGGGAACGGAAGGACGUCAAGGCUUCUGAUGAACCUAGUGUUGAUGCAGGCAAAUUACCCACCAAUCACCAUCCGGAAAGAGCAGAGGGCGGAGUAUUACGCCGCCUUGGACACCGCUAACGAGGGUGAUGUUCGGCCGUUCAUUCGUUUUAUUGCCAAGUGUACAGAGAUCACACUGGACACGCUGCUCAUAGCUACCACUGAACAUGCAGUGGGUUUGCCUGAUGCAAGCAAUCAGGCUUGUUCUAACUGUAAACAGACUAUAACGGUGCAUAACUGAAGUGAUAUUAGUGAGUCAGAGAAUAGUCCUGUUAUAACGACCGUUUUGGUCACUUUUGGACUCUUGUUCUGCUCGAUAGUCACCAUUAUUGCAGUGCUUUAAUGAAACUGGCUCAUUAAAGAUGGAGCUCCAAAAAGGCAAGUCAAGAUGUGUUAGCAAAGGUGCAGUCCAUGCCGCCAUUUAAAACACCAUUCUGAGCCUGUAUCAUGCUGCCACUUAACAAGUUCUUCAUCAUUUGGUGCUCGAGACAGUCAAAUAGUGCAUCAUUUUUGACAAUACUCUGAAUUUCCAUAUAGGUUAGUUAUUUCUUUCUAAUGUAGAUAAAUGGUUUAUAAAUACCUUUUGUAUUUUGAGACUUUCCUCGUUCUCGGGAGGAAAUCAAAUCAAGUACUUUACCUUCAGCCUGCCUGUAUCAAAAAAAAAAA